Lolium perenne is the source of this 3278-nucleotide messenger RNA. Its product is annotated as protein PAT1 homolog 1. Gene Ontology annotation, biological process: deadenylation-dependent decapping of nuclear-transcribed mRNA; P-body assembly. Gene Ontology annotation, cellular component: P-body. Gene Ontology annotation, molecular function: RNA binding. NCBI's taxonomy places the organism in Eukaryota, Viridiplantae, Streptophyta, Magnoliopsida, Poales, Poaceae. The record is from RefSeq and is a predicted model, not a curated record.
CAGGAGAGAGAAAGAGAGGGAUAGAAGGGAAGGGGGAGGAGAAGUACGCAGCACUGAGCCGAGGCCGCCGAGCUAUCUUUCUCUCGCUGCCCAUCCCGCCGCAAGCUCGCUCCCAGAUCCGAAGCCGGGAGGAAUCGCGCCAAGCUCCUCCUCCUAGAUGCGCGCCGCCACUUGCUGCCGCUGCUGUUGCUGCUGCUGCUAGGUUCCUUCCGCGGAGAUGCUGGGCGUCGAGGCGGACAGCGGCGGCGGCGGCGGCGCUUCCUCCUCCUCCGCCGCAGAUAGCUUUGACGCGGGGCAGUACGCCUUCUUCGGGAAGGAGCCGCGCGAGGGGCUCGAGCUCGGUUGCUUGGAGGUUGAUGGUGGCCAUGGCAAUGGCGGUGGAUUCAGCGGGGCGGAGGAGGGGCUGUACCGCCUCUCCUCGGUUGGAGAAGAGAUUGAUAAUUUAAGCAACUUGUCGGACGUCGAUGAUCUUGCGAGCACUUUCGCUAAGUUGAACCGAACAGUUAGUGGAACACGGAAUCCUGGUGUUAUUGGUGACAGACGAUCCAUCUCAAGAGGAAGUUCUUUAACUGUUGAUUGGGCUGAGGAUGCAGAAUUUCCGAAUUAUCAGGAUAUAUUAGAAAAUGAGGAAUUCCAGGAUGGUAAAAGAUGGUGGUCGCAGUCACAUUCUAUGGUGCAGCCAGGGGACUCUAAACCAUUAAGCCGAACAACCUCCUAUCCUCAGCAGCCACUGCAGCACCGUUUAAGUGAACCUAUCACAGCACCAAAGUCUCCUCCAUUUACCUCGUUUCCACCUCCAGGUGGCAGAUCACCGUAUCCUGCUCAAGGUCUUACACGUCAUGGGAGCAUUCCAUCAUUUGGAGCGGGAGUACAGAUGGGUUCUCCGAGCAUGCAGCUGCCAGGUUCUCCGUAUAAUAUGGUUGGAUUACCUCAUGGACUACCAUAUGGAGGAAGCAUGCCUUUUGGUGGUCCUAAUCUGCAUGUAAGCAAUCCAAUGCAAAAUGACUGGUCCAACCAGGCCAACCUGUUCAGUGGGGAGCACCUUAAUCUACUGCCAAACUUAUUACAGAAACAAAUAUCACUUCCGAAUAACCCAAUGUCAUCACUGCUAUUCUCUCAGCAACAGCAGAGAUUGGCGCAGCUCCAACCAUCACAUCAGAAUUACCUGAAUAUACCACCCCAUCUGUUCUACCACCAUCAUCCCCCAGAGAUGACAGGCAGGUUUGAAUCUGCUACAAGUCUUCCUUCAUCAAGAGACAAGAGAUCACGAUCAGGAAGGGGAAAACACAGUUUGCGUUUUUCUCAACCACCAUCUGAUACUACUGGUAGUCAGAAUGGUGAGAGUGGUGGACUAAAGUUCAGAUCCAAGUACAUGUCAUCUGAAGAGAUUGAGUCUAUCCUAAGAAUGCAGCACUCAGCAAGUCACAGCAGUGAUCCUUAUGUUGUUGAUUAUUACCACCAAGCUUGCAUCGCGAAAAAGGGUACUAGUACUAAGCAAAAGACCAAUUUCGCCCCAACAUCAAUGAAAGAUUUGCCUUCCAAGUCCCGGUCAAGUGGUGACCAGCAUGCAUAUCUUCAGGUUGAUGCUCUUGGGAGAGUUUCUUUCUCUUCCAUACGCAGGCCUCGGUCUCUUCUUGAAGUUGACCUUCCUUCAUCAGGUGAGGGUUCUCAUGAUCAGAAGUCUUCUGUGAGGUCUCUGGAGAAAGAACCAAUGCUGGCAGCCAGGGUCACUGUUGAAGAUGCCAUUGGUCUUCUUCUUGAGGUGGAAGAUAUUGACAGGCUCCUGCAGUCUAGCCAGGCACAGGAGAACAGUUUCCAACUGAGGCGAAGGCGACAAGUCCUCCUUGAAGGUCUAGCUGCAUCACUUCAGCUGGUCGACCCUCUUGGGCCUAGCAAGUCUGCUCAUUCAUCUGGUUUAGCCCCGAAGGAUGAUAUUGUCUUCCUUCGCAUUGUUUCUCUUCCCAAAGGACGUAAGCUUCUGGCUCGUUACCUCCGGCUUGUUGUCCCUGGAAGUGAGUUGACGAGGAUUGUAUGCAUGGCUAUUUUCCGACAUCUGAGGUUCUUGUUUGGGGGUUUACCAUCAGAUUCGAGUGCAGCAGAGACAACAGUUGCUCUGGCAAAGACUGUUUCGUCUUGUGUUCACCAUAUGGAGCUCGGUGCUCUUAGUGCUUGCCUUGCUGCAGUAGUGUGUUCAUCUGAACAGCCACCUCUCCGUCCUCUUGGUAGCUCUGCUGGCGAUGGGGCUUCUCUUAUUAUUAAAUCAGUACUGGAUCAAGCAACUGAAUUACUGACUGAUCAGAAUACUGUAUCCAGCUAUACCCCGUCAAACAGAGCUCUCUGGCAGGCAUCAUUCGACGCUUUCUUUGGGCUUCUGACAAAAUACUGUCUCAGUAAGUAUGAAAGUAUUCUGCAGAUGUUUGUCAUGCAGGCAUCGGGCUCUGUCAUUGGAUCCGAAGCCUCCCGAGCAACUAGCAGGGAAAUGCCAGUUGAACUACUACGCGCAAGCCUUCCUCAUACAAACGAACAGCAACGCCAGAUGCUGCUCGAUUUCGCUCAGAGAACCACGCCAGCCAGCAGUUUUAAUCCCCCUGGUGCUAGUGGACACAUCACUUCUGAAUCAGUUCCUGGUUGAUAUAGCUAAAGACCUCGACACAAUUGUCUUCAGAUGGUGAUUCUUAUAUCUGAAGUCAUGGGCGCCCCCCUUCAUAAGGUGUGAGCUUGGAGAAGUUCCAUGGGCUCAGAAAAUUAGCCUUAUCCAGAUUGUGACUUAAGUGUAGGUUUCAGAUUAAUCUCAUAUAGACCAACAAAAAAAGAUCCCUUUUUCUGUGGGUCAUUUAAUAUAGCACCCACCUGAUGAUCAUAAUAGACUAUGGAGACAUGUACUUAUAAAGUUGUAACUCUGCAGUGGUGAACUGGUCAGCUCGUCGGGGCAAUCUAGUUUUUAACAUUUAUGUGCCCCAGUGAAGAAGACGUAGUGAGCUGUAGCGCUGUUGUACAGGUUUGAGAACUGGGCCUUCCUGUCUGUUCUUUUUACGAGUGUGGAAGCCGCCUAGUGUCAGGUGAAGUCUGGUCUGAUCUGUUUUAAUUAGGGCCAGAUAUGCUGGAAUAAUGGGUAAGUGCUAUUUAUAGGCUCCUGGAAAGAUAUUGUUCUUCUAGUCACCCUUAAAAGAUUCUGUAGAUUUAUAUGUCCAGGUAUUCACUGAUAUUAUAGUGAAGUACUGGAACUGGAGAUGCAACUCCUCUUUGUGCUUUAUAAUUUGUUUAUGUUCUUCGUUGGU